AUGCUGGAGUCGACCUACAGGGCCUUCUUCGACCUGCAAGGAGUCCAGCUCCGUCCCGCCCCGGAUGCAGUCAUGACGACCCAUGAGGCUCGAGUGGUAGAGAGCGCACCGGAACGGUCCGGGAAUACCAUGGAGCCGGCGGCACAGAACAGAUCCGAAGCGGUAGAGGGACAGAGAGACGUACCUGCCGCAAACCGGGACGCAAAUCCAAGAGUGGGGGAAAUUUCAUAUUCCCGCCGACCUGCACCAGGGGGUGCACUACUGAGUGGCCCGACAUCAAGGUCAGCCCGUGCGGACGAGCGUGCUAGGUCUGGAGUUAGGCAGCUCAGGUUUGCUGAUCGGGUUAGGAGGCCGCCGGAACGCGAAGCACGGACGGAGAUCGACUUGGCAAGUGUAGCAGAUGAAGGCGAGGAGGGUGUAGAAGAUCCACAACUGCCAAGUCAGGUAGAACAGGCAGAGGAGCAGUGGAGGAAGGCGGCUGAUGAUAAGCGGAUGGGCGAAGCAGAAGCCAAGAGGAGACGGGCUGAAGAGAUGCAACGGCGCAGUGAUGGCGACACCGAUCCUACCGUCUCUUUCCCGGGAACUGGAGACAUACGUGAAGCAUGGGAGCGUGGGGCACGAGCCGCUGCAAGGGCACACGUGGGAGAGGCAGGAGAGGAGCUCGCCAGUAAUGCGCGGCAGCAUAUCGAGGAGGAUAGGGGAUACGUGGAAGUUCGCUUGCCCAGCGUAAAGCGGAAGGCGGCAGAAGAGGCCCGGAGAGGGGACGUCGACGUGGCAGAGAAUUCGGGAGAGGCGAAAAGGAAGGCGCAGAGCAACGCGGGUGCAAAGGCUCAUAAGAUGGCGGAGGUAGAGGUGGACCAGAAUGCAGAGGAUGCGGCCCAUCGGUUCGUCGAUGCAGAGGCGGCACUUACGGCAGAGGACGGGACGCCAAAGGAAGCAGAAGCUGCGGCGCAGCAGAAGGUGGGUGCAGAGGCGGUCAUGAGUGCAGAGGCAGUCGCGCGUAAAGAAGCGGGUGCAACAGCAGAGCUGACGUCGGAGGCAGUCGAGCUGCAGGUGGUGGAGGCAGUGGCGCAGAAGGAAUCAGAGGCAACGGCGAGCCAGAAGGAUGAGGCAGCGGCACAGCAGAAGGAGGAGGGUGCGGCGCCGAAGAUGGUUGAGGCAGAGGCGCAGAAAGAAUCUGAUGCAGCGGCGCAGCAGAAGGAGGAGGGUGCGGCGCCGAAAAUGGUUGAGGCAGAGGCGCAGAAGGAAUCUGAUGCAGCGGCGCAGCAGAAGGAGGGUGCGGCGCCGAAAAUGGUUGAGGCAGAGGCGCAGAAGGAAUCUGAUGCAGCGGCGCAGCAGAAGGAGGGUGCGGCGCCGAAGAUGGUUGAGGCAGAGGCGCAGAAGGAAUCUGAUGCAACGGCGCAGCAGAAGGAGGAGGGUGCGGCGCCGAAAAUGGUUGAGGCAGAGGCGCAGAAGGAAUCUGAGGCAGCCGCGCGGCAGAAGGCGGAGGCAGAGGAGCAGAAACAGGCUGCGGAAGAGGCACUACAACUGGCUCGGGCAGAAGCGCGGAAGAAGGCUGUUGUAGAGGCGCGGCAGAAGGCGGAGGGUGAGGCGCAGAAGAUGCUAGAGGCCGAGGAGCAGAAGCAGGCUGAGGCUGACGGACGUAGGAAGCCAGAUGGAGAGGAGGGUUCAGAUGGGAAUAAAAUGAUACUAACAGAGGGACGGGAGACGGCGGGUGCUGAGGGGCACAUCAACGCAGAGGAAGAGGGGCAGCACGACAAGGAGGCAGCAUCGCAGGUAUUCGCAUACCGAGAGACGCAGAGCAUGGCAGAGACAGAGCGUCAAAAUACUAUGGAGGAGGUUCGUGUGGUCCCGGAGGCUGGAGUGGGGCACUACGAGGGAGAUGCGCUGGAAACAGAAGAGGAGCAGAAUGAGGAGGAUACGGUACAUCCGGCAGUCCGGAUAUUUUUGGGUUUAAGUCCGACGCGGGGACCAGGAACCGGGGUAGAGAGGCCAUGGAGGGUGGCAGAUGAUGGGGCGCCUAGGGAUACAGUGGAUCUCAACAGGCAGAGGCGGCCUACCCUUCACCAGAGAACAGUGGAGAAGAAUCUCGGCCAAGGCGGGGUGGCAGAAGCGUUUUGGCAGGUAGAGUGGGUCGAGGCAGAGACGGCAAUACGGCGGAUGCUGCAUCGGACGAGUACAGUCCUGGUCGAACAAGGUGACAGGUUCGUCGAGGCCGAAAGCUGGGACAUAAGCCCGGCAGAAGUAACACGUCGUCUCACGCUCUUAGCCCGAAUGGUGACGCAGACGUUCUGCAACUUGGCGACCCGCAACAGCAGCAUCAGUCGCGACGUGGCCGAUCUGACCGUCCAUUACUGCCGCGACGCCCUGGCCAACCUGGAAGAAGUCCGCCAUGGAAACGAGGAACGGCGGCGCCAAGCUGAAACGGCGACCAGGUUUCGCGAGCAGGUGGACACGAGACUCUCCAACUUGCAAGAGAGUAUCAUAAGGGUGAGUGAUCAGGUUCGCCAGUCGGGAGGGGGGAUGGCGGAGGGCACGUUAAAGGGGGUGGAAGAGAGGUUGAGAGAGGUUCUGAGAGAAGACUCUGAGCAGCGGAACAGGGAUAGACUGCAGGACGAGGAGCGGAGGCAGAAGGCCACGAGGAAGGAAGCAGACGCCGCAGAGAGACGGAAGAAGGAACGACAGCAGGAGGAAGAGCGUCGGCAGAAGGAGAUGAGAGAGGGAAUGAAGGAGAUGAAGGAGGCGAUGAUGAAGGAGAUGAAGGCAGAAAUGAAGGAGAUGAAGGAUGGGAUGGUAAACCAGAUUGUGGGGAGGUUGAGCGCGGUUUUGAGAGAAGAAUCCGAGCGGCAGAAGAAGGCGAGGCAAGAGGACGCGGUGCGGCGACAACAGCAGGACGCGAAGAGGAAACAAGUAGCGGACGACGAGGAGAGACAGAAGAAGAAACAACUGGACGAGCAAUGGCGGAAGGAGGAGGAGGAGAAGAGGAAGGAUGUAGAGGCCACAGAGCGGCGGAGGAAGAAGAAACAUCAGGAGGAAGAGCGAUGGCAGAAGGAGGUGGAGGCGGGAAUGAAGGAGGUAAUGGAGGCUAUGAAGGAGAUGAAGACGGGGAUGAAGGGGUGGAAGGAGGGGAUGCUAAGUGAGGUGGAAAAGCGGCUGUCAGUAGUUCUGAGAUUGGACGCAGAGCGGCGGCAAAAGGAGGAGCAGGGUAGGAAGGCAACGAAGGGAGAUCGGCCACAGAAGGAGGAUGCGCAGAGGAAGGAGGCUGAGAAGGACGAUCGGGAGGAAAGGGAGAAACAACAGGAGAAGGAGCACCGGCAAAAUGAGGAGGCGCAGAGGAAGGAGGCAGAGGAAGGAGAGCGGGUGGAGAGGGCGAAACAGCAGGAGAUGGCGCGCCUGCAGAAGGAGGAGAGGCAGAGGAAGGAGGCAGAGGAGGUAGAGCGGCAUCAGAGGGCGAAACAGCAGGAAUUGGACCGCCUGCAGAAGGAGCAGGAGCAGAAGAAGGAGGCAGAGGAGGCCGAGCGGCGGCAGCGGGCGAAAGAGCAGGAGAUGGAGCGCAUGCAGAAGGAGGAGGCGCAGAAGAAGGAGGAAGAGGAGGCCGAGCGGCAGCAGCGGGCGAAACAGCAGGAGAUGGAGCGCCUGCAGAAGGAGGAGGCGCAGAAGAAGGAGGCAAAGGAGGCCGAGCGGCGUCAGCGAGCGAAACAGCAGGAGAUGGAGCGCCUGCAGAAGGAGGAGGCGCAGAAGAAGGAGGUAGAGGAGGCCGAGCGGCGGCAGAGGGCGAAACAGCAGGAGAUGGAGCGCCUGCAGAAGGCGGAGCAGUGCCGAGCAGAGAAGAGGGCCAGACUUGCAUCCUUCGCGGAACAGCAGCGGCAACUGGAGGCAAAGGCAAAGGCGAUGGUUGAAGAGACGGAACGAUUGGCAAGGGAGAUGGAAGAGGAGGAUUUGACCAUGCAUGGGGAGGGGACCUGGAAGGGAGUCGAGGAGGAAAUAGCUGAGGGCCUGGGGAGUUUGCUGUUGAUUGAGAGCGGGGAGGCAAAUGUAGCAGAGGGCGUGGCUAUUGUUCCCGAACAGAACGUAGAGGAGUUGAUACCGAUAAUCCAAGGGGAAAAGAAGGGGAUGAAGAUCGACAAGUGUGACAACAGGAAAAACGCCGUAGUGGACGACAAGGGUAAGACUUUGGGUGUCUGCCUGCCGUUCAAGGGAAGCGGGUUCUCUCAACGGGGCGAGGGAGCUUUGCAGAAGUGGACGUCUGAGCAGACCGUCGGCGGCCGGAAGCGGAACCUCGGCUCUGACAAAACGGUGUGGGAGAGGGCAUACACGGUCGCAGUCUGCUGGAAGUUCUACUUCCCGGAUAUUGACAUGCAGGCAUACGGCAUGAAUCCAAACCGUAUUAACAAGUGGCGGGAAGACCUCGACUUCACAACGCGGCUUCCAAAAGGGGUGUGGAGCCUCAUCAACGAACUCCACCUGGACAAACCGGACGGAUUCUCACUCGUUCAAACCAACACGGCUCUUCGGCAGCAGCAGGGGGAUGGCUUUCAGGUUGCUGCCUGCGCUGGUGUCAGAAUAACUGCGUGGCAGAAGAUGGUGGGAGGCGUGGAGGGUGAAAACGGCUAUUCGACGGAAGAACACGCAGUCGGACUUGCCGCCACGUUGUCUGUAAUGUGGGCCGCAUCCACGAAUGUGGACCAGACCCAGUGGGAGACGGGCGCAACAACAGCUGCACGUGGAACUUCUACUGCCAUAGCAUCUUCUGCUGCCAGAUCGUCCACUGCUGCCACGGCCUCGUCGGCUGCCUCGUCAUCUUCUGCGGCCGAUGUGUCCUCUGCCGUCCUCGAUGCCCUUGCCACGCUUGCAGCCUCGGUUGCGUGCGUUGCGGUUGAGGCGAUGCGGUCGGUCAAGGAUCAGGAGCAUGACAAGGAAGCUUGGAUUCUUCCCCUAUCGAAUGCGCUGCUGAAAGCACUUCCGGCAGAGUCGCGAGCGGCCGGGGAUACGAAGCGGAUGACGAGGGUGGUGGCAAAGGUGGUGACCUCUUGGUGCCUAUGCAGCAUGGCAUCAAGAGGCCUUCGCCAGCACCAGGGCGUCUGCCUCGGAGUGCUGCAGAAGAAGUUGGGCAGCCGGGAUACCACAACAGGGGCGGAUAAGGAGAAGAAAACCAAGAAAUCGUCCGCGAAAAAGAACGCGACGAAGGAGGCGUCGACGAUGGAGAACACCGGCGCUGGCGGCCAGGAGUGA
Molecule: messenger RNA, 5232 nt
Organism: Closterium sp. NIES-65
Lineage: Eukaryota; Viridiplantae; Streptophyta; Zygnematophyceae; Desmidiales; Closteriaceae
Source: the annotation of a GenBank genome assembly